This is a messenger RNA of Candida tropicalis MYA-3404, 849 nucleotides long. RefSeq lists its product as uncharacterized. The coding region runs from base 1 to 849 and encodes 282 amino acids. NCBI's taxonomy places the organism in Eukaryota, Fungi, Ascomycota, Pichiomycetes, Serinales, Debaryomycetaceae. The record is from RefSeq and is a predicted model, not a curated record. The transcript has a single exon.
AUGUCUAUUUUCAAAAUCCAGAAGUUACCCUUAAAUAGAGGAUUGAAAAAACAUGAAGAAUUAUUAUCUCAAAUAGAUCAAGAAUGUGCAAAUUAUUUAAAUAUAUUAUGUCCUAAUUUUGAUGAACAAAUAGUUGAAAUGCUAAAUACUUAUAAAGAUGAACAAAUACCAAUACCUGAAAUAACAAGACAUAUAGUUGAAUCACUUGGUGGUGGAAUAAGUCCUUUUCAAUUAUUCAAUCCUAUUGAAAAUUUAGAUGAUAUAAUUGAGAAUGAAUUGGAUUUAAAUAAUAAAGCUGAAAAAUACUAUAUGGCUGUUAUAAUGUAUCAGAGAUUAUUUACUACGUUGAAAUAUUUGUUUCAAAAUGAUAAUCUUGUUAAAAACUCUAAAAAUAUUGAAGAAAUUAUCAAUUUGGGAGAUGGGAAAGAUUUUGAAUUAGUAUAUUCAGUUAUUAAAUUUAGAUUAGAUGUUAUUAUUAAAAGAAUGUUAAGUAAGACGAGUUUACAUCUGGUUGAUUAUACUACAGAUACUACAUUCAGUAAUUAUGAUCAUCUUGGAAUAUUUCUUAACGAAUUAAAUGACAAUAAUAAAUUAGUUAUCCUUUAUUUGAUGACAUCUGGAAUUGCACAUAGUGGGGAUUCCAUUUGUCAAAUUCUUACAAAGAAAUUCAUACAGUAUAAACGAACAGGGGAGAUCAAUUUGGAUGUGAUAUAUGAAGAAAUUCAUUUUGAAAUCUACCGUCAUACCAAAAUAUCAGAUAAUCUACCUUCACUGGUUUCAAAAGUUGGGGUAAAAAGAAGUAAAUCUAUAAUGCGAGGGUAUGGAACUAAAAGAGCAAAGACUCAUUAG